AUGAAAUCAAAUAAAGAUUUAUUAGAUUUAGAAAAAAAUGAUAUUACAAAGAAUGACAUUAAUUCAAAGUUUUUACUAAACAGUCCAAAUAGUUUAGAUAACAACAGUACCAGAGCCAAACCUAAUUUUACAAGAAUAGAAAGUUCAGUUUUAAGUAGAGUUAAAGAUUUUCUACCAAAGUUAAAAGAAGCAAAUAAUGAAUUAAAAAAGAAAAUGGAUAAUAAUGAAGAUGUUAAUAUAGAGAAUAUAAAAGAAGGUGAUGAAUAUAUCCAAAUGAAUUUGGCAUUGGGCAUUUUGGAGCAAAAAGAAGAAUUGAACGAAAAUAAUAUAAAAAUCAAUCCAAAUGCAAAUAAAAAUAAAUCAAUUGUAGAAUUAAAUAGUAAUAAUAAUAUAAAUAAAACUGAGGGUGAAAAAGAAAAAGAAAUUUUAAAUUGUACAGAUAAUAAUAAUAAUAAUAAUAAUAUUUUAGAAAUUUUAAAUCAACCAACAUCAGUAUUGGAUAAUUUUAUUUUAAAUAGUGAUGAAUCAGAUGAAGAGAAUGGUGAAAAUGAAGUUUUAGAGCCAAUAGAAGUAAAUUAUUAA
Molecule: messenger RNA, 582 nt
Organism: Dictyostelium purpureum
Lineage: Eukaryota; Evosea; Eumycetozoa; Dictyosteliales; Dictyosteliaceae
Exons: 2
Coding region: 1-582 (193 amino acids)
Biological process (GO): box C/D snoRNP assembly
Source: RefSeq, a predicted model, not a curated record